Callorhinchus milii (elephant shark) is the source of this 1433-nucleotide messenger RNA. RefSeq names its product NPHS2 stomatin family member, podocin. The record is from RefSeq and is a predicted model, not a curated record. Bases 35 to 1243 code for a protein of 402 amino acids. Gene Ontology annotation, cellular component: plasma membrane. The transcript is spliced from 8 exons. Lineage: Eukaryota; Metazoa; Chordata; Chondrichthyes; Chimaeriformes; Callorhinchidae.
GCUCUCAGCUGUUGGAAUCUGUCGUGCUGUAGAAAUGAUGGAGAGAAACUCCAGGAGCUUGUCUCACCCCUUAAGGGUUUCACAAAGGAAAAGCAAAAGUUCGUUGGUCAAGGAAGGCAAUGCACGGAACAGGGGGUUGAGACCCAGGAGAGGACGGAGUCUCAGGGCAAAGGAGGGGAAGACUGUGCGGGAGGAAAGAAAGGUGAUGCAGAAGCCUCAGGGUAACGCAGACAGCCAGGCUAAGAACUUGCUCGGAGCCGCUGAGCCCGUGACAAGGUCCACUGUGGUGGACGUGGAUCAUGUGCUCAGCUCGGACGACGAACAAGCAGCUCUUAUGGAAAUCGAGACACAUGAGGAAGGUUUCAAGCAAAGAAGCCCAGGCAUCUGUGAGUGGCUCCUGAUGCUCCUCUGUGUGCUGCUGCUCCUUGUCUCAUUCCCGGUCUCUAUCUGGUUCUGCAUUAAGAUAGUCCAGGAAUAUGAGCGUGCUGUGAUAUUCAGACUGGGUCGCCUGCUGCCAGGGAGAGCCAGAGGACCAGGUCUUUUCUUCCUCUUGCCAUGUCUGGACACUUACCGCAAGGUGGACCUUCGUGUCAAGACCUUUGAAAUCCCAUUUCAUGAAGUGGUCUCCAAAGACAUGGUGACCGCAGAGGUGAAUGCUAUCUGCUAUUAUCGGACGGAGAAUGCCUCACUCUCGCUCACGAGCGUGGUCAACCCCUCUAGUGCUGUCUCACUGCUGACACAAACCAACAUUAAACGAAUCUUGGCACAUUGGAAAUUCAGUGAAAUUCUCCUUCAAAGGAGACAUAUUGGUGAUGAGAUUAAGGUGGCAUUGGAUGCAACAACCUGUCACUGGGGAAUUAAGGUGGAACAGGCUGAAAUCAAGGAUAUCCGUCUACCAGCGGAACUCCAGCACUCACUAGCAGUGGAAGCAGAGGCAAAUAGACAAGCCAAAGUCAAGGUGAUCGCAGCAGAAGGAGAGAAGCAGGCCUCAGAAGCACUGAAGACCGCGGCAGACAUUCUGUCUGUAUCUCCAGCUGCUGUUCAGCUCCGUUACCUUCACACACUUCACAACCUCUCCACUGAAAAAUCACCCACCGUCAUCUUGCCACUGCCCUUUGAUCUCUUUAACAUCUUGUCCUCCUCUCCCCAUAAACCUUUAGCGGCCAGUGGUGCAGCAGCAGAUGUACAGAGACCUGCAGAGCCUCAGAACAAAGAAACAAAAACCGACUCUCAAAUGUUGUAGCAUCUGGACCAAAGCAGUACCCGAUAAGACAAAAGCUAUGAUAAUAAUAUUCCUUAAUUUUGUAUCGACCCUUAUCACGUCAAGAAGGACAUCUCAAAGCGCUUCACAGCAAUUACUGUGUAGUGGAGUGAUUGCGGAUUUGUAGGGAAAUGCAGCAGCACAAUUGCGCACAGCAAUGUACCAGAAACAG